This is a messenger RNA of Zasmidium cellare ATCC 36951, 975 nucleotides long. RefSeq lists its product as uncharacterized. Gene Ontology annotation, cellular component: cytoplasm. The record is from RefSeq and is a predicted model, not a curated record. The coding region runs from base 1 to 975 and encodes 324 amino acids. The transcript is spliced from 2 exons. Lineage: Eukaryota; Fungi; Ascomycota; Dothideomycetes; Mycosphaerellales; Mycosphaerellaceae. Gene Ontology annotation, molecular function: oxidoreductase activity, acting on the CH-OH group of donors, NAD or NADP as acceptor.
AUGGCUGCUCCUUCGGAUACUGUUCCUUUCUCUGUUCAUGGCAAGACUGCGCUGCUUACGGGUGCUGGGUCUGGCAUCAGCUUCUGCUUCGCCCGCCUCCUGCUCUCCAAAGGGUGCAACGUCCUCAUAGCCGACAUCGCCCUCCGCCCCGAAGCCCAAACCCUCGUGGACGACCACUCUUCAAACGACAACUCCAAACCCCGCGCCAUCUUCGUCAAAACCGACGUAACAAUCUGGUCGCAACUCGAAAACGCCUUCAACGAAGCCGACACCCACUUCGGCGGAUUCGACAUCCUAUGCCCAGGCGCAGGCGUCUUCGAACCACACUUCUCAAACUUCUGGGUCCCCCCUGGAAAACCCAAAGCCAGAGACCCCAUCGCCGGCACUCAAGAAGAAGGGAUCGGCCACUACUUCACCCUCGACCUCAAUAUCACACACCCCAUCCGCGCCACGCAACUCGCCAUCUCCCGCUUCCUCAACCCCAUCCCGGGCAGCAAAGCCGGCAAAGCCUCCGCCUCGAACCCCAAACGCAUCGUCCACAUCAGCAGCAUCGCCGGCCAAACCCCCGGCUUCGCCACGCCGCUCUAUAUCGCCUCCAAACACGCCAUCUCGGGCUUCAUCCGCUCGCUGGCGCAGCUCGACCAGACCCUCAGCAUCCGCGUCAACGGCGUCGCGCCGGGCAUCAUCAAAACCCCCCUGUGGACGGAGCAUCCGGAGAAGUUGCAGAUGUUGAAUUCGGAGCAGGACGAGUGGGUCGAGCCCGAGGAGGUCGCGGAGGCGUUGUUGAGGUGUGUGGAGGAUGAGAGUGUGGGCGGCGGGUAUGUGAUGGAGGUGUUGAAGGGGCGGACGCGGAAUGUCGAUUGGAGGAUGGAUCCCGGGCCGCAGGGGCCUGGGGGCACAGCGAGCGAGAGGACGGCGAUGGCGACCGAGGUGUUUGGGUGGUUGGGGGAGCCGGGGUGGGGGCAGACGAAGUAA